Solanum tuberosum (potato) is the source of this 3108-nucleotide messenger RNA. RefSeq names its product probable alpha,alpha-trehalose-phosphate synthase [UDP-forming] 9. Lineage: Eukaryota; Viridiplantae; Streptophyta; Magnoliopsida; Solanales; Solanaceae. Gene Ontology annotation, cellular component: cytosol. The transcript has 4 exons. Gene Ontology annotation, molecular function: trehalose-phosphatase activity. The record is from RefSeq and is a predicted model, not a curated record. Gene Ontology annotation, biological process: trehalose biosynthetic process. Bases 341 to 2914 code for a protein of 857 amino acids.
AUUAUCACUAUCCAUUUUCCUCUCUCCAGAAAAAAUACUACUACUCCUCUGAUCUCUCUCUCUCUCUCUCUCACUAUUUCUUCUGUUGAAAGUUCAAACAAAACUCGUCGGUUCGGUGUUUUUUGGUUUUAGCUGUUGAUUUUAUGUAUCUGAUAACUUUGACCGCUUCGGAAUUCAUCGGUUUGUGACGUCAGCAUUAGUUUUCCGGUCACCGGAAUCGAAAGUUUUAUAUAUCUGCAGGAAAAUUUGAUUCAGCAAUUACUGGGGCACACUUUUCUUUGGUUUCACAUACCUCAGCAGAAAUUGUAUGAUAACGUAAGCUAAGUUCUACUUCAGAGUCAUGGCAUCAAGAUCUAGUGCAAACUUUUUCGACUUGGCAUCUGGGGACAUACUGGAUAUACCUCAGACUCCUAGAGCACUUCCCCGUAUGAUGACUGUUCCCGGGAUAAUUUCUGAUGGUUGUCGCAGCAAUGAUGGGGAUUCAGAUAGUAUGUCAUCUGCUUGUCACGAGCGAAAGAUUAUUGUUGCAAACAUGCUGCCUUUGCAUGCUCAAAGGGAUACAACAGCUGAAAAGUGGUGCUUUAGUUUGGACGAGGAUUCUCUUUUGUUACAACUGAAGGAUGGGUUUUCACCUGAAACUGAGGUUACCUAUGUGGGUUCUCUCAAGGUAGAUGUGGAGCCCAGUGAACAGGAGGAAGUUACACAGCGACUACUUGAGGAGUUCAAGUGUGUGCCUACCUUUGUACCUUGUGAAAUCCAGGAAAUGUUUUAUCAUGGUUUCUGUAAGCAACAACUGUGGCCUCUUUUUCACUACAUGCUCCCAAUGUGCCCAGACCAUGCAGAUCGUUUUGACCGUCAGCUGUGGCAAGCUUAUGUCUCAGUAAACAAGAUCUUUGCUGAUAAGGUUAUGGAAGUGGUUAAUCCCGAGGAUGAUUAUAUCUGGGUUCAAGAUUACCACCUCAUGGUUCUUCCAACAUUCUUAAGAAAGCGGUACCAUCGAGUGAAGCUUGGAUUCUUUCUUCAUAGCCCAUUCCCAUCAUCAGAAAUUUACCGAACUCUCCCAGUUAGGGAUGAAAUUCUAAAAGGAUUAUUAAACUGCGACCUGAUUGGCUUUCAUACUUUUGAUUAUGCACGUCAUUUUCUGUCAUGCUGUAGUAGAAUGCUAGGUCUAGAUUAUGAAUCUAAGCGAGGUCACAUCGGACUUGAUUAUUUUGGUCGUACAGUUUACAUUAAAAUUCUUCCAGUAGGCAUACAUAUGGGUCGACUUGAGUCUGUGUUGAAUCUUUCUUCUACAUUUGCUAAAGCUAAAGAAGUUCAAGAGCAGUUCAAAGGGAAGAAAGUCAUUCUUGGUGUGGAUGAUAUGGAUAUUUUUAAAGGUAUUAGUUUGAAAUUACUAGCUUUUGAACACCUACUACAGCAGCAAGAGGAUUUGCAGGGUAAACUUGUUCUUGUCCAAAUAGUAAAUCCUGCUCGUAGCUCUGGAAAGGAUGUUCAGGAAGCAAAGAGGGAGACAUAUUCGACUGCUGAGAGGAUCAACCAAAUUUAUGGAACUUCUAAUUAUGAGCCUGUAAUUUUGAUAGAUCGUCCUGUUGCUCGAUAUGAGAAGACCGCAUACUAUGCUGUUGCUGAAUGUUGCAUAGUCAAUGCAGUGAGGGAUGGGAUGAACUUAGUGCCUUACAAGUAUAUUGUCUGUAGGCAAGGCUCUCCUGGUAUGGACGAAGCUAUGGGUAUCAAAGCUGAUUCUCCUAGAACUAGUAUGCUUGUUGUGUCUGAAUUUAUUGGUUGCUCACCAUCGUUGAGUGGGGCAAUUAGGGUAAAUCCAUGGGAUAUUGAAGCUGUGGCUGAGGCUUUAAAUGUGGCCAUUACAAUGUCGAAUUCUGAGAAAGAACUUCGUCAUGAGAAGCACUACCGGUAUGUGAGCUCUCACGAUGUAGCUUAUUGGGCUCGUAGUUUCAUGCAGGAUUUGGAGAGAGCAUGCCAAGAUCAUUAUAGUAAGCGUUGCUGGGGCAUUGGCCUGGGCCUAGGUUUUAGAGUUAUUGCACUUUCACCAAGCUUUAGAAAGUUGUCCUUAGAUCACAUUGUUUCCUCAUACAGGAGGACUCAGAGAAGGGCUAUAUUUUUGGACUAUGACGGUACUGUUGUACCUCAGUCAUCUAUGGUUAAAGCUCCAAGUGCCGAAGUUAUUUCUCUGUUGAAUGCUCUAAGUAAUGAACCUAAAAAUACUGUGUAUAUUGUUAGUGGCAGAGGAAGGACUUCAUUAUGCGAGUGGCUUGCACCAUGCGAAAGGCUUGGAAUAGCUGCUGAACAUGGGUACUUCAUAAGGGAUUGUAAAACUUCUGAAUGGGAUCAUUUGGAUUCUGAUCUUGAAUGGAAAGAAAUUGCGGAACCUGUGAUGCAACUUUACACAGAAGCAACUGAUGGAUCAUUUAUAGAAUCUAAAGAGAGUGCAUUGGUGUGGCACCAUUAUGAUGCAGACCCUGACUUCGGCUCCUGUCAGGCAAAGGAAUUGUUGGAUCAUUUGGAAAGUGUACUUGCAAAUGAGCCUGCAGUUGUUAAGAGGGGUCAACAUAUUGUUGAAGUCAAGCCGCAAGGUGUUACCAAGGGAUUAGUUGCAGCGAAAGUUCUCUCUAUGAUGGUUGAAAGUGGGAAACCACCUGAUUUUGUGAUGUGCAUUGGAGAUGACAGGUCGGAUGAAGACAUGUUUGAGAGCAUAUUAAGCACUAUCUCCAGUCCGUCGGUCACUGCUGCCCCUGACAUCUUUGCCUGCACUGUCGGGCAGAAGCCAAGCAAAGCCAAGUAUUACCUCGAUGAUACCACUGAUGUUCUUAAACUUCUUGGAGGUCUUGCUAAUGCUUCUAAUCCAAAGCCAAUAGAUACUGCUCAAUUCCAGCUUGCCUUUGGUUCUGUUAUUUGAGUUGGCAAACAAGUCCGUCAGACAACUUUGAUAUAGAAAUUACAAAGUAUCAUUAGGGCUAGAGUUCUUUUUAAAUAUAGUUUCACAGUAGUGAUUGUGCCUGCCCUGAAUUAUUAACAGGCACUGAUAACUUAACUUGUACAUAUACAUGACUCUUUAAUAUGAGAACUUGGUUUAUUUUCUCUUGGGUUAUA